Messenger RNA from Aspergillus tubingensis, 441 nucleotides. RefSeq lists its product as uncharacterized. The record is from RefSeq and is a predicted model, not a curated record. Bases 1 to 441 code for a protein of 146 amino acids. The transcript is spliced from 2 exons. Lineage: Eukaryota; Fungi; Ascomycota; Eurotiomycetes; Eurotiales; Aspergillaceae.
AUGGGUUCCGCAACUAACUUUGCCAAAACCAUCAUCAUCCCCGCCGUGAUCUCCCUGACGCUCUACCUCCUGUUCUCCUUCGUGAUCAUCCCCUUCUUCCGUCGCUAUCAUCAACGAUACUCCCAGUACCUUCCGCUCCAUACUAUCUCCGCACAUACUACAACACUCCGGGAUCGUAUCGCGGAUGCUUUGAUGCGACGAUUCCUUCCGUCGGUCUGGCGACAAUCACAAUUCGACCAGCACGACAACAUCAGUAUAUACGAUGAAGAAGGAGAGAUCAUGGUAGGGAUGGACAUGGACCCUUCACGGCGAGAAGCGCUCGAGCGUCGACGGAGCACCGCCGGGGAUGCGGAGAGUCGCUUGAGUCGUGAACUCGAAGCGGGGUUCAUGGAUGAUAGUGAUGAUGACGAGGGACAUGCCCAUUCUCAGUCACGUCGCUGA